UGUUACAAUAACAUAGAGUUUUGUUUGUGUUAAACAAAUAGAAAUAGCAAGAUAUGAACAACAUAAGACUGUUGCAACACAUACCAGGAGGUAUUGCCAUGGAAAUGCUGAUGUGACAGCACUGCCAGUCAGUUAUAUAAGACAUGGGGAAUGGUGCCUCAUUUCUACGCUCCCAAGACGAUGACGACAUUCUUGGGACAGAUCUGGAUGGCAGUAGUAAAGGGGUCAUUAAAAGGAUCCCGAUUGAGAUGAAGCCUAGAGGAAAACUCGGAAACAAGAUAACCAAUUCUGUUCUCAGAAAACCUAAAGGUGGAAGUCUUAGGUCGGCACUAUCCAUAGAUUUAGAAAAUCCCGAGGUGGAACGCAUUCGUCGAGAAUAUGAGAUAUAUCGUCUGAACACUGAGAAUGAAAUACAGAAUACAUCGAGAGAGAAGACAAAACUGGAAACUGAUAAUAAACGACUGCGAGCCGAACUGACAGUUUUACAGAGAACAUGUAACAACAUGCGACAAGAACGUGAUGCCGCUUAUGAAGAGAAGCUUCAAGCUUUGGCAAGGGCGGCAGCUUUCGAACAUGAUCGUGAUAAAGUUCAGAGGGUUUUUAAGAUAUUUCGAGAGACGAAGGAAAGUGAGAUUCAGAAUCUUCUGCGAGCAAAAAGAGAACUAGAGAACAAAUUGAGCAAGGUUGCCCAUGGUUACCUUCCAGAAGAUACAGAUACUACCUCAAGAACUGGCAUUGAUAGUAACAGUAGUCCCGGAGACUGGUGGACCAAUGUGGAAUCAGAAUCAUCGAUGGGUAGUACGGUACAGUUACACCAGACCACCCUGCGUGGACCAGAGUUUGCUAGCAGUAUGAUGGAGUUUGAUGGACCAUUUACCAACGUUAACAAAGAAGAUUGGUCGUCUGCUUUAGCCACGUUAAACCAGAUUGUGCCUAUAAUUCCGGAGCAGUCACUGAGCUGUGCUCUCCGGCUGUACAUAUCAGCACCUAAAGAUGCACAGCCAGAGGUGGAUAUGUUUAUGAAGGAGUACAGACCAAAGUUGAGCUCACUGUGUAAUAAAGAAGGAAGAAGCCUUGUUACUAUACAUCUGUUCUAUGAUGAACAGGAAUCACAGAAUAAUCUGGAUUUGCAGUUGAAAUGCAGAAAGCACCAUGCUGACAAGUCCUCAAUAUUUCUGGCUUUCCUGGGAGAUAACUCUAACAGAUUUACUGCUGUAGAAUACAAGUCUGGACAUCUAGAUCACCCUGGUAACAGAACAGCCAUUUUCUGCUUUAGAGAAAUCAAAGGGACAAAACCUAAUUUGGAAACCAGGGAGUUGAGGAACCAGGUCCGAGACAGUGGUAGUGCCAAAAUUAUAGACGGUUAUCCAACGGCUGUUAAAGGGGCGGAGCUUGCUUACAAGGAGUUGGAGAAGGUCAUCGGAAUUGAGUUGGGAUCAGAUAAUAAGAAGACAGAAGAUGAAGAGUUUGAGGUACGAGAAGGAGAUAUUACUGAGGUUGACGGAGUUUUUGAUGCUAACUAUAACUAUGAACAGAUGGAAGCCUUCAAUUAUGCUGUCAAAUCUAGUUGUGAACUUGGCUUUGAAAAGCACUAUGAGAGAUUAAACGCCCAUGUAUUAUCUGCUGGACCAUUACCCCCCCUGCUGAUACUGAGCCCUUCAGGGGCUGGAAGGUCCCUGCUUCUCUGUAAAUGGAUACAGUUACAGAUAGAGAAAGCUCCAGGCAGUGUAGUGUUGUAUCAUUUUGUAGGGGCAGAUAACUCUGUAUCAGCUGAUCCUGUUGUCAUGAUCAGAAGGAUUACAGCACAGCUUAUGCAGCAAGUGACCUCACCUCCGUCUUUGACUUUCGACCCUACAAGACUUGUAGAGGAGUUUCCAAGAUGGUUGGAGAAGAUCUCAUCUCGAACAAAUGGAGGUGUUAUAUUGGUGCUAGACUCCAUUGACAGAUUUCAUCAAGCAGAAACCCAUCUGAAGUGGUUGUUGGACCCACUACCUGUAGAUGCCAGGGUGAUAGUGUCUGCACAUGAAGAUACAUGCCCACAGUCAUGGAGGUCUUGGCCAACACUUCAAGUAGAACCACUUAGCAACAAGAAUGUUAAAGAACUUUUACGAGCAGAGUUGGUUACCCUGGGAGCCAGUCUGAACAAUGAGGAUGAGACUAAAGUAUUAACCCACUGUAGAAAUAACCCUACCUGUAUACCUCUCUAUGUAAUGGUGCUGUCCAGGCAUAUUGCUGACUGUUCAAAGAGUGAAUCAAAAGUAACGAAGCAUUUGGAUGCCUUGUUAACCUCGUCUGAUUGUGUAGGACUGUAUAUAAAGGUGCUGGAACUAAUCAAAAGUGACAUAGAGACUCAGGAAACUAGGGGAUUUACCAGAAAUGUUUUGAGAUACUUGUAUGUAAGUCGAAGUGGACUCAGUGAAAAUGAAUUGAUUGAUUUAAUUCCUGGGUUGACAUGGAGUUUCCUUGCUCCUUUCUGCUACUUGAUGCAUGAACAUUUGCUGCUAAAGUAUCAAGGGGGACUACUGUUGUUUGCUCAUGAGCAGGUUAUCAAGGCAGUACAUGAUUUCUGUUUUGGAAAGGAUGAACAGAAAGUGAUCUCACAAAUCAGACAAGAUCUCAUUCAACAUUUUCAGUCUCAGAUGAGUGGAACAAAGGCCAGUUGUCGAGUGUCCGAAGAGUUGCCAUGGUUACUAUGCCAGGAGGGUGACAAGGAUGAUUUGAAAUCCUGUUUAUUAGAUAUGUUUGUCUUUCAGAAGAUAUGUGCAAGACAUGACCAGGCUGAUCCUCUUAGGAAGAAAGCAAUGUCCAUCAGGAGAGGUGCCAGGACACCUAGAUCUGUUACUCCGCGGGUACAGGGAAUGGAGCCUCUGCGUAAACGUGCCCUGCAGCUAGAGGGGCUGUGUAUGGGUCCUGACUCUGCAGACCUGGCCAGAACACUCAAUGAAAUUGGUGUUCUACAUUACCUACAGAAUGACUUUGAUAAUGCAGAGUCAUUCUUCAAGCGAUCUCUGGAGAUGCGGGAGAACGUCCUUGGGCCGGACCAUCUUGAUUUAUCCCAGUCUCUCAAUAAUCUAGCAGCCUUGUACAACGAUAGAAAGUUACACUCUAAGGCUGAACCACUUUAUGAAAGGACUUUAAAAAUACGCAUGAAGAAUCUCAACUCGGAUCAUCCAAGUAUUGCAUCUGUGAUCAAACAUUUAGCUCUCCUAUACAGAAAACAGGGUAAAUAUGAGAAAGCUGAGCCAUUGUAUGUACAGGCUGUGGAAAUACGGGAAAAGUCAUUUGGACCAAAUCAUCCUUCCGUCGCAACUGCAUUAGUCAACCUGGCAGUGCUGUACUCUCAACAGAACAAGCACAAUGAAGCAGAACCAUUAUAUACCAGGGCUUUGAAAAUAUAUGAGGAUAGUUUAGGUCCCCAUCAUCCCAGAGUAGCAGAGACACUACGCAAUCUAGCUGUACUGAAAUAUGAUCAGAAAGAUUUUGAGACGGCAGCGAAAAUGUACAAACGUGCUACGGAGAUUAAAGAAAACGAUGGUUCUUAUGCUGGGAAGGACUUGAUAUCUAGACGCAGUUCAAGUGGAGAAACAAACUCUACAGUUAAAAAUCUUUUGCACCCAUGAUUUCAGAUUACAGAAUUGUGAACAGUGUUAGAAGUGUAAUUGUAAAUUGAUAGUGCAGCUGUAAAACCUCAAGCUUCCAUCACUUCAUCUUGUAUUCAUAACAGAAAGUUCAUUUGGAGGUGGGGAGGGGAAAAGUUAUGUUGUAUUUUAUCACUCCACAUGACUCAGUUGUUGUUAUUAUUUUGUUCUCAAUCUCUGUUAUCUCCACAUCACUCAUGGGGAAACUAUCUCUUGUAUUCAUUUCUUCUUGUAAAAAUCUCAUUGUGCACAUUAUGUCACAUAACUCAUGUGUUAAAAUGCCUUUCAGUCGUUUUGAAUUCUUUAGCUUGUCUAUACAAAGUAUAUGGAAAGCUAUUCUACUCACUUUUGGCAUUGGCAUCAGCAUUUAAGUCUGCCUUUGUCACUUUAUCUCUGUUAUUAAUAAUGGACUUGCUUCAAAUUAAGAAUAGUAAUAGAAGGGAUGUAACUCUGGCACCAAUAUCUCAUGAAUUAUGCCCCCUUUGUAAGAAUUUUAUUUUUUGUCUUAUUAGUGAAUUGAUAUUAUUUAGAUAUGAAAAAAAUGUGCUCCCCUUCAUGGCUCGAGUUUCCUUAGAUAUGCCCCGAGUCAGGUAAUACUGCUGCUGUUCCUGUUUUGGUCUAUUUCUCAUUGCGAUAUGUCCAUGUUCCCAUACAAAAAUAUGUAUUAAGAGUCAGUUAUAGUUUUGGUUCUUUGAGGACUUGGAGUCUAUUUAAUUUUUAUGUAAUAAUAGAUUUCCACUUAAAUCAAAGCUAGGGGGCAUGAGGGGCGUUCCACAUAUUAUAACCUCUAAUAUACAGUUUCACUCAAACCAUCUGUGCUAUUAUUUUGUUAGGUAGUGUUCUUCUAUGCUCCUAAGCAGUACUUUUAGAUUUAUGACAGAAAAUCCAUGACUGAUUUUACUAACUUUACAACUUCUAUACCAGUUUUGCCGCAAAUAAAAUGACAUAAAACUGUGUGUAAUGUAGGAAAUGAAUUUAACUUGAGCAAUUUUAUGUAUUUAGUCAUUGUUCAAUAGCUCAACCAUAAUUUCCUUUGUUUACAGUUAUUUUGUGUAACUGUACUUUGUAAUUGUAUUUUGACAAUCGUGCAUUGGAUUUUUUAACAAUCGUUUGCAGUCUUUAUUUUGAGACAUUAAUAUUUUUUUAUUGUUCAAAUAUUUUCGCCGUUUAUUGCGUAUUAUUAAAUUGUUUUAUUUUCCCUAAUGUACGCCACAUUACCAAUUACAAAAUUUUACUAAUAUAACUCUGAAAUUUUAUAUUCUAACUAUGAGCUGCAGGAUCAGUUCAUUAUAGCUUACACAUUUUAUAGUUAGACAAAUUCAGACAGUUAGAUAUUGUUAUCGUAUUAUCAUUUUAGAUUUUUUAUAAUGAAAUGGUAAAAACUUAUAUAAAUCUGGGAAUAAAGGGAGGUAAACUGCACCAGUUGAGUUGAUCUCGCAAGAAUAUCUUGCAUAGUAGAACCAUUAUCUCCAUGUAGUAACGUAUAAUAUGCUAUUUCGGCAUCUUUUGCUUGUAAAUGACCUUAAGUUUCAUAGCAUACUAAAAGUUGUUAAAGUUACGUGCAGGCAAUAUGUAAUGGAACGGCAAUAACUGAAUAUCAUUACGAGUCUUUACGAGUCUACUGGUGUUACUAAGGGUAUGCUACCUGUGAUACAGACGGAAUCUUACCAGACAAAAUCCCUCUCUUCAAUUUAAUGAAAGCGAACAAAAUUCCCUCUUGCAUUUUUUCAGUUGUAUCCAAAUUUUUACUUCAUUCCAUCAAAAAAUUAAUACAUAUUAUCUUAAAAA
This is a messenger RNA of Mercenaria mercenaria, 5426 nucleotides long. Its product is annotated as nephrocystin-3-like. The coding region runs from base 144 to 3620 and encodes 1158 amino acids. Gene Ontology annotation, molecular function: kinesin binding. The transcript is spliced from 25 exons. Lineage: Eukaryota; Metazoa; Mollusca; Bivalvia; Venerida; Veneridae. Gene Ontology annotation, cellular component: cytoplasm; membrane-bounded organelle; kinesin complex. The record is from RefSeq and is a predicted model, not a curated record. Gene Ontology annotation, biological process: microtubule-based movement.